Messenger RNA from Rhincodon typus (whale shark), 7798 nucleotides. It is a transcript of the gene ppm1lb, whose product is annotated as protein phosphatase, Mg2+/Mn2+ dependent, 1Lb. Bases 309 to 1391 code for a protein of 360 amino acids. Gene Ontology annotation, cellular component: nucleus; cytosol. Lineage: Eukaryota; Metazoa; Chordata; Chondrichthyes; Orectolobiformes; Rhincodontidae. Gene Ontology annotation, biological process: negative regulation of canonical NF-kappaB signal transduction; protein dephosphorylation; positive regulation of canonical NF-kappaB signal transduction. The transcript is spliced from 4 exons. Gene Ontology annotation, molecular function: protein serine/threonine phosphatase activity; cation binding. The record is from RefSeq and is a predicted model, not a curated record.
AGUGGGAAUGCGGCAGAUUGUGUUGUCAGAACCGAACAGAAACAAUCAGCCUCUCGCUGGAAGUGGCUUUGGUUUGGGUUCGGGAAGCAGCGUUUUCCUGCCCUUGUCAAAAUCGCUCGCUGCCUGCAUACAUUGAGCAGCGGUGCAAUUUUCCUCUUGCCGAUAUCUCUUGGAGGGGUUUCGGGAUCUGAAAUCCAAUUGCACCUUGUGGCCGAACCGCACGCCAGAGACGCUGCCUUCUUUGCGCAGGUCCCUGUCUUAGAGGAUGGUGAAUUGAUUGUUUGAUUCUCUCCAAGUUUGUAGAAUAAAUGAUAGAAGAUACAAUGACUCUGUUGUCUCUUUUAGGCCGCAUCAUGCGCUAUUUUCUUCUGAGGCCGGAAACUUUGUUUCUAUUGUGUAUCAGUUUGGCUCUUUGGAGUUAUUUCUUUCACACAGACGAAGUGAAGACCAUAGUGAAAUCGAGCCAAAAUGCGGUGAAAAUGAUGAAAGGGAAAGUGGUGGAAAUCAUUCAGAAUGAUCGGUUCGGGGGGCUGGAUGUCCUGGAUGCCGAGUUCUCCAAAACCUGGGAGUACAAGAGCAACAAUGUGGCUGUUUAUUCCAUCCAAGGCAGGAGAGAUCACAUGGAAGACCGAUUCGAAGUCCUCACUGACCUGGUGAACAAAAGUCACCCUUCCAUUUUCGGGAUUUUUGACGGGCACGGGGGAGAGUCUGCUGCAGAGUAUGUGAAGGCACACUUGCCUGAGGCCUUGAAACAACAUCUUCAAGAUUAUGAGAAAGAUAAAGAAAAUAGUGUGUUAUCACAUCAGACAAUCUUGGAACAGCAGAUUCUUGCAAUAGACCGUAAAGUGCUUGAAAAACUCUCAGCUGCGUAUGAUGAGGCAGGCACAACAUGUCUGAUUGCACUGUUGUCGGACAAAGAGCUAACUGUUGCAAAUGUUGGAGAUUCUCGUGGUGUACUGUGUGACAAAGAGGGGAACGCUGUUCCCCUUUCACAUGACCACAAGCCUUAUCAGCUGAAGGAAAGAAAACGGAUAAAACGAGCAGGUGGUUUCAUAAGUUUCAAUGGUUCAUGGAGGGUCCAAGGAAUUUUGGCAAUGUCUCGUUCUCUAGGAGAUUACCCUCUUAAAAACCUCAAAGUCGUCAUCUCUGACCCUGAUAUCCUGUCUUUUGACUUGGAUAAACUACAACCACAGUUCAUGAUAUUGGCCUCAGAUGGUCUCUGGGAUGCUUUCAGCAAUGAAGAAGCUGUAAGAUUCAUCAAAGAUCGUCUUGACGAGCCACACUUUGGUGCAAAGAGCAUUGUUCUGCAGUCUUUCUACAGAGGAUGUCCUGAUAACAUAACUGUAAUGGUGGUAAAAUUCAGAAACAACAGUAAGACAGAAGACCAGUGAAUGACAUUGAGCACGAGGGCAAGGUUCUUCAAGUAAUACUGUGCAAAUGUUCGCAAUGUGUGUGAUAAUAAUAGUAAAGGUCAUGAUAUUUACAUCCGAAUGGUCAGUGCUAGACGGCCUGUAGAAUUGGACAAACCAAGUAGCUGCACAUUCAUUUUAACGGGCUGAGGUCAAAAUAUCAUCCUUUUUAUCUAUAAUCAUUUUCAAAUCUCUUCUAAUAUUUCUAUUAUAUAUAAUACAAUGCACAGUGCAAAUCUUAUGCUACAAUGCUAAACUAAUUGUGAUCAACAAUUUUAUAAAGAAUAGCCAAUUUAAGCAAUAAAGCAAAAACUAAUUAACAUUCAGGAUCCCUGUUGCUGAUUCAGUGGUUUCCAUAACCAGUAGAACAGCUACUGAGAAGAUAUUCAUUGAGUAACUGUGGAUAAAAAAAAAUAGAUUUAACUAACCCUGACAAAAGAAGAAUUCUUUUAAUAUACUGUUUGAAAAGGAAAAGGAAAAUAAAUGUGUUUGCAUAAUUUACAGCAUAAAUUCUUAGGCACAUAGCAUAUGAACAGUUGACGUAACAAAAACAUAGUUAUUUGGAGUAGCUCCUCUUUAUAGUUCACUCUUAGCAUAGAGACCAUGAGUUACUGAAUCAUUUCUUUGAAUAGGAUGAUAGGGUGGUGUAACUCAAGAACUUCUCUCUGGUCUCCCUCAUUGCUGCUUUGUGAUUAGCUGACAAUGGUCAACAACUUCUGGGUAAAAAAUCGUCUGAAUACAUGCUGCCAACCAGAUCUUACCUUCACAGUCACCAAAUUCAAGCUGUGUUCUAGGGUCUACAGUAAUGAUUUUCAAUUAACAGAACGUAAUAUCAUGGAAGAUGUAAAAUUUGCAGCCGAUUUGACAUUUCCCCUUUAGCACUUUUGCUCAAAGCCAACAUUACCCCCAUGUGAUCUGCCUAUAUUUACACUAUAAAUAUUUGAAGUGGCUUUCUCAGAUAUUAGUGAAUUAUGCAUGAUCAGUCGUACCACCCGCACAUUUUAAACUAAAGAUCUCUUUUUCUUAGUAAGACUCACAGAUCAUUGUCAGUCAAUCACAACUCUACUUUUGAUUGGCAUGUUUGCCAGAGUGGCAAGUUUUGGACGAGUCUUUUCAUGAUGGCAAUGCUAACAAUUUGUUCUGAAUAGUAGGACGAAGCAAGUCAUCAAUCAGAUCCUAUCCAAUUUCUCUUACCUAUAUGUAGGACUUAGACUAUGAAGAUCUCCGCAUUGUGCUAAUCGGUUCUUGUAUCAUUAUUCUCUGCUGAGAGCCAAAUUUGUUGUAUGCAGAUGGUGCAUUCCACUUCACAAGCUAGAUAUAACUGGUUAAAAAGUCAGUGAAAAGUUAGGCUAGGAUUCAAAUUUGCAUCCCUCUUUACUGUUAGGGCAGAGGGGUUCCUUUUAUAUGAUCAAGAAAUUUGGUUUCAUAGUAAUAUCUACGCAGUCAGUGGUGUGACAAAGUAUUUACUCAGCAACUUCAGAGUAAAUUCCCCAUAAAUGAUUUAUAUUUUUUCAUGUAACAAAUACUGUGCUGAAAAAUCUACCUAACGGACAUUGAACAAAUAUCAAACUUGGCAUGUUGAUUUAAUAACUAAGAAAAAAAUCAAAAUAAACAAUGUAAUAUUUAAAUACAACAAGAAUCGCAAUUUUUAAACGCUUUCAUAUAUCGUCUACUGAUCAUUAUGUCAGAGUCAUAUACUUUAACUAAAGAAACAAACAAAGAUAAAUCUUGACCUGAGGUGUCUCAUCCAGUGGUAAUUAUGAUACAGUACAGAUUUAUAAAACAAGUAUUAAGCAUUAGAAUUAGGUUUAUUGUCAUGUGUUCUCAAGUACAGGAGUGUAGUGAAAAGUGUACAAAGUCGCCAUUCCUGGCGCCAUCUUAGGUACAAAGGUAUCUAGGUACAAAAUCUUAGGUGCAACAAAAUUAUACUGAUUAUUAACAAAGAAAUUAUUCAGUUUUCUGCUACCUCAAAAGAAUAUGAACUAUCUUAUUAAAGUUAUAUGGUGUCACAUUUUGAGUAGCUUAGAUAUGUGGGUUGAAAUUGUAAAUGUAAGGAAGGAAGGGAAUCAUUAAUCAAGUAUCUUCUGAGUGCUCAAUGUCUUGCACCUUACAGUAAAUACAUGAUACACGUGCUAUUAAAUUACAAAGUAAAGUCUCUAUCCAGUCAGCUCAGUUUUGCUAUUAAAAGAAUAAUUCAAGAUAAACAGAAGUGAUGUAUUGCUAAAACCAGUUGAAUGAACUCGGAAUCAGAACGCUGUUAACUAUCCAUAGCAACAAUUUCAAGGGUUAUUAAGAUUUUGUUUAGAAUUCAUCAAUGAAAUAGCUUUACUAAGAAAAAUAGUAAUAAUAGGGCUAUGUUUUCUUUCACCUCUUAAAUUUUAGGUAAAAAGUGUGAGUAUGAUCAGUUGCUUAAUGUCUCAAUUAUAUUUUUAUUAAAAUUAGUGAAUUGGGAGAAAAUCUUAAUACUGACUGACCCAUUUCAAAAUGCAAAGUAAAUAUACACAGUCAUUGUUAAAUUUACAUCAAAACAGACAUAAUAUUCGUAUCAUGUAGCAGCUUCUAGUAUGUAUAAAAUUUGAAAGACCCACCUUAAGUGGAUGUAUGAUGACUGAACUUGUCCAGCUUUGGCCGCAAACUUGUUCAGUAAGCUUAACAAAAAUAACUUAUAAGAUUGUACAAUGAAGCAAUAGAUUGCUCUUGGUGCACUAUUCCUAAAAAUGUUGGUUGAAUUAGUUCUAAUUGUACAACUGGUUUUUAACAAUUCCCAAAGUAAUCACUUUUACAUCUAUUCAUAGGAGUGUAGGAGAAUGUAGGAGAAUUCUAACAUGCAAUAUUGGAAGUCUUCUAAAAGUAUGAAGUAUUGUUAUUUAAGAAAAUUUUGGGAAUUCCUUUGCUAAUGAACAGGGAUGAAAAAGCAGAUAUGCACAAAAAGUAACAGUUGAUUAAUUAUCCAUGAUCUCAGCAUUCCCACCCAUCUGAAAUGCUUUCAAAUGUGGAGAAAAAUUCUAGAUGAACUUGUUAAGGGCUCAUAAAGGUAAUGAGCAAUAUUAUCCAGCUACAAUGUUUAUUUCAAAGAUGAUUAUUUUACAAAUGAUAGGUCUGAUGUGAGUAAGGAUAAUGAAUGAGGAAAUGUCAGGGAAUUUCUGAAGCAUCAUUUCAAGUGGAUAAGAAUCUCCAUUUGUCCUUGCUUAAAGUUUGAGACAAUUUCUGAAAUUUUGGGGAGGGUAUGAUGUGGUAAAGGCAGUGGAUACUUCAAAGGCUAUGGGGCCUGACAACAUUUCAAUCUAGUACAUAAGACUGCUGCAGACAUAUCUGCACCCCUAAGCAAGCUAUUCCGAAUUAGCUACAACACUGGCAUUUACUUGAAGCUGGAAAAUUGCCCAGAUAUGUCCCCUGCACAAAAAGCAGGAAAAUAAUCAACCCAGUAAAUUACUGCCCUCUCAGAAUAUGCAUAAGCAUUAGUAAAUUGAUGACAGGUGUUCAACAACAUUCAGUUUGGGUUUUAUCAAAUUACUCACUUCCUAUCCACAAUACAGCAAUGGUCCAAAAAUGAACAAGAAUUAAACUCAAGGAGACAGGUGAGAGUGAGCAUCAAGGAGUUCUCAGAAAACUACAGUCAUUGGGAAUCAGGAGAAAAGCCUUCCACUGGUUGUAAUCAAAUCUAUAACAAGGGAAGAUGGUUGUGGUUGUUGGCAGUCAAUCACUUCAGUCCCAGAACAUUGCUGAAAGAAUUCCUCAGGGUGGUCUCUAGGCCCAACUAUCUUCAGCUGUUUUAUCAGUGACCUUGCCUCCAUCAUAAACUCAGAAAUGGGGAUGUUCACUGAUGAUUGAACAAUAUUAAGUACUAUUCUCAACUCCUCAGAUACUGCAGCCCUCUGUGUCUAUAUGCAGCAAGACCUGGACUGAUAAGUGGUAAGUAAUGUAGAUGUCACACAACUGUCAGACAAUGACCAUCUCCAACAAAAACAAAUCUAACCAUCUCCCUUUGACAUUUCGAGACAUUGCCAUUGCUGAAUCCUCCUUUAUCAACAUCUUGUGAAUUACCAUUGACAAGAAACUGAACAGGAUAAGCUACGUAAAUUCUGUGUCUACAAGAACUGAUCGGAGGGAAUUUUGCAGGAAGUAACUCACCUGCUAAUUUUUCCCCAAAGCUUGGCCACCACCACAAAGCAUAGAUUAAGGAUGUGAUGAAAUUCUCUCCACUUGCCUGGAGAGUGCAACUCCAAUAACACCUGAGAAGAUAGUUCACGAUUUGUACUAAUUACCCAAGGCAAUCUUUCACAGCUACAUCUUUUGGUAAAGAAGCAAAAACUGAGGAAAGUCAGGUUCAAUUGAGAGAUUAUGACUGAUGUCUGAUCAGGGUGGUUAUGAGACAGUGGAAACUUCUCCCCAGUGCCAGUCACUAAUCUCCAAGUAAUUUGAAGCCAAAAUAACUGCAAGUUACACCUUGAAGCUCAAAGCCUCUAUAGCAACAGUACAGCUUUUGACAAUUAUCCUUCUGUGUGAAAAACUUGUAAACAUCUGAUAUUGCCAUCUGGGUAUUGGAUAUCCUGCUUCCACUAUCAAACACCAUCCUAGUGUUAUUCAGAAGGAGAUCAAUGGCAAUUCAAUGGGCCCAAUUUUAACACAGUGAAUGGGUGGGUUUUGACGGAGUUAAAUUUUUGCCCAUUUGCUUUUACUGCUAUUGCCACCACUUGAAAGCAAACCUACUUCAAUUCAGCAGGAACAUGCAAUAUGCUACGUCUGAAUCAGUUGGCUUGUCAAUAUCAUUGUUACCACUUCUUUACUGGAUGUUGGCUUUGCACAUCCUCAUUAGAGUCACAUUAUCUGAAUUGUAUCUAUUUGCACGACUCCCUACUUUAAGUAUCUUUUGUGUCUGUUGGUACACAUGUAUGUGAUGGUUCUUUGGUGUGAUUAAUGGCUGAGUAAAAUCUCCUCUCUCUGUGAAAAUAGCAGAUGGUAAAUAAUUGGUAUGUAACCAAUUUCAUCAUUUGCACAGUGCAUUGUAUUUAAAUUAUUACAUGCUAAAACACAGUGUUUAUACUCUGUUUUAAAAAGUAUCACAUGGCACAUACAGAAUCUUAUUAGGGUAUGUAUGCGUUUAUUUUUACAUUUCAACCUUCACAGACUCAAACCUUUCCACAAUUUCGAAGAGCAUACUCCAUCAGAUACACUAUCCAGUUUCCUUCUGAAUAAUAUGUACUGAGCACCUUAUUCUUUAGAACUAGAUUCACUCAGAGCUUGUCACAGAAGCAUAGCGAUUUGUCUUCACCUAUGCAUCAUAAGCAUUACCAGGGCAGAGUGCAGGAAGAAAAUCAGGCAGGGAGGAUUGCACACACAUAACAGAGACUGCCUAAUUCUUUGUAAAACUGGUGUCUGCUUUCAUGGACAUGUGUUCCACUCCACCUACAUUAUCUUUCUAAGCACCACCCAGAUAAUGCAUAGGCAGUAAAAAUCCAAGAUUUCCCCUAUACUUUUUCAAAGUGCUCUCCAGCCAACAGAGGAUAAAUAAGUAUCAAUUCAAAUUGUAUACCACAUAUCUCUAUGAUAGGAUGGGAUUUAGGCUUCGCAUAUACUUAUCCCAUAUUAUGUCUUUUAACAUAAAGAACAUGUGAAUAGGACAGAUUCAAAACAGUAAAAAUAGGUUAUUUUCUUUGUUUAUUGCCACUGUGAGAUGGGAUGCCAGCAUGCCAAUUUUAAAAACUUCUGUCUUAACUCAAAGCACUCUGAUUUGUAACGUCAUACGUUCAUUGGAUUUGGGGAUGGAAAUACUGCAUGACAAAGAGAAUACAUUUAAUGUCAAGGGUGCAUUGGUCAGUGCAUUUUCAUGGCUGAAAAUAUAAUAUCCAAAGCCCAGAAGCUUCUGAACAGAAGAACAGUUGGGUCUUCCUAUAUUUUUAUCAACUUGUUUUAAUUUUGUUUAUAUUGUUGCCUUAUUUUGAAUCCUAUUUUAUUUAUUGUUUAAAAAGUACUUUUGUUUAAUGAAUCUGAACAUGGAGUCUAAGAUAAAUAUGGUUAAAAUGUACAAUAAUUUCUUGUUUUAGGUUCUGAAGACCUGCAUGGCUCUAUAUUUGUCUCUAGGAGACAGUACAGACUGCAAGUAAUGAAUCUAACGCGGUAUUUUGGAUGUAAAUAAACCAUAUUGUCUUAGUUUCGUACUGGGCAACAAAGUGUCAUCUUUUGUAUGCUUAAAUUGUACAGUACAUGAUUCCAGGACAUGAAUUACAUUACAAAAGUUAGUGGCUAGAUAGAACUGGUGAAAUGAUUAUGUAUAAAUACUAACUAUAUGUAAAACACUGUGAUGAUGAACAUCAGAAAGUGUCAAACUACUGAAAAUGUGGGCAAGAGUUGUGUUGUGCAAACAAUAAAAUAAAAAUAUGGAUUUCUAA